Ostrea edulis (European flat oyster) is the source of this 6677-nucleotide messenger RNA. RefSeq names its product A-kinase anchor protein 1, mitochondrial-like. Gene Ontology annotation, molecular function: RNA binding. The coding region runs from base 284 to 2560 and encodes 758 amino acids. NCBI's taxonomy places the organism in Eukaryota, Metazoa, Mollusca, Bivalvia, Ostreida, Ostreidae. The transcript is spliced from 9 exons. The record is from RefSeq and is a predicted model, not a curated record.
AUAUUCUCGCGAGAAUUUGAGAAGACGAUGUAAUGGAGGAAACACGUGUGGUGCAACUUACAAAUUAUUUAAUGCGCAUCUUUAAAAGUGUCACAUAGUUGCAAAGAUUAAAUCAAAGAGAGUGAGAACGUCACCGGUUGUAGGAAGAUUUACUUCGGUAAAUAUUCUUUUCAUAACGUAUUUGCUUUUAUGUAAAGCUGAAAGCUAACCGACCUUGGCCAAUGAAAACCAAAACAAACGCUGAAAGUCGAUGGCGACCUAAGGAAUAUUGAAAAGUUCCAGAAUGCCUAACUUCAGAGGAAUUCUAACCUUUGCCCUACCAGCGGUUACUGUUGUGUUUGGCUUCAUUUGGUAUUUUGGUAGGAAAAAGACUCCAAAACCAAAACUAUUACCUAAGGAAGAGACAACAACAGAAUUGACAGAAAAAAGUUCUGUGACUGUACCGAGUGGAGCAGAGUUGUUACAAAAAACGAAGGAAGUAGAGUACUUGAAUGAUUCUUCUGUAAAUAAAAAGGAAAAAGAUGUGGUGGAAAAAGCAAAUGACAAGAUUUGUGUUACAGAAUCACCAGUGGGCAGGAGGAAAAGGAAGGCUUUCCAGAUCACGAGGACUGAUGAUACUGAGGUAUCUGAUGGGCCGGACUCGGUGGAUGAAGAGAUGAAUAAAGAUGACCAAUGCUUACCUGAAUUGUCUCAAUCUGUCUCAAGCAGUGAACCAACACCCAGUCAAAAUGACAUCUCAGUAAAGUGGCAGGGUAAAACAAAGAAAAUGGAACCUAGUCAGAAUGGAUCGGGAGAGGUAACAGAAUCUGAACUGAUUGCUGUAAAUGAGAGCAUAGUAUGUGAAAGUGCAUCUCAGUCUUUAUUGUAUGGAGAGAAAACGUCGCUGAUGAAUGAUGCUUUCAUGACAUCAGGAAUCAGUGAACAAAGUAUCCUGGGUGAGAAAGAUAAACUGUGCAAAGUUGAAGACAUUUCCUUGUCUACCUCUUUAACUGAGCCUCUUCUUGAGUCUACAGUGUUGGACACAACCCAGUCUCAACCCCAGACAGAGGUAGUGGAAGAUCUCGUAGACAAGAAGAAGUCUAGUGUCACAGAAAAAGUGCCGUUAGUGAAUAUGAAUGAUUCAAUGUCCUCAAAAUCUCCAUCCCCUUUGUCUUCUGUCUCAGAGAAUGUGACAAAACAGUCAAAAGACAGUGCAAGUCCCAGGAUUAAUGCUUCAGUGCAGAAGAGUGCCGCAGAUACGAAAAAAACGGAGAUAAAUUCUCAUACUGCUGAUAAAACUGACACAGAUAAACACAACACAAACAACAAAAAAUCCACCACUGAGUCUGAUACACACGACAAGGACAACAAAAAAUCCACCAGUCCAAAACCCACAAACGGGAAGACUGCCUCGCCUGCAAAGCAGGAAAGUCAUCAAAGCGAGCUUUCUAGGAAAGGCAGGGAGGAUGCACAUCACAAAGUCUCAUCCCCAAAAGACCGUCUUCUCAACAGGCAGACACAUCCUUCAGGUGGGAGUGACCAUGCCUUGGAUAAUGGCAUCCAUGGAUCUGAUUCCAACUCCUCAGGCUGUGAUAAUGCCAGUGAGGCAUCCAAUGACAGUGGUAGGGGACCGAGCAUGACAGACCUUCCCACUCCCAAUACCUCCCCUAAUCAGCAGCUGUACCAUUGUAACUUUCCAACUGCCAUCUGUGGACGACUGAUUGGAAAACAAGGGAAAAAUAUCAACUUCAUCAAGGAAAAGACAGGGGCAAAUAUUACCCUUAGUGCUAAUCCCUUCACACCCGAGUUUCAGCUCUGUAGUAUAGAAGGAACACAAAGGCAGAUAGAGGCGGCAGUUAGACAGAUUGGGCGGAAAUUUCCUGAUGUGGACCUGAGCCCUGUAAACAUUCCGUCUAGCGAUACCCCCCAAUCAGCUGUUUUGAUGCCUGAUAUUAUGCAGGUAAUGCCAGGCAUCUCUCAGUUGAACCUCCCUGAGGGGGUGUCAGUGGAUGUGGUGGUUUCCAGUAUUGUGGAUGCGGGCCAUAUCUUCAUCCAGCAGCCCACCCAUCCAUCUUUCCCCUCCCUGGAGCGCCUUAAUCAGUUCAUGAUUGCUUGCUACAUGCAGGAUGGUCUGGUGCCUCAGCUACCACGCCCCCUGGAAGUUGGUGUGAUAUGUGCAGCUCCGAUGCUUAAUGGUUGGUACAGAGCUCAGAUCUCUGCUGUUGGUGAAGAGUCGGAUGAAUGUGAUAUUAAAUAUGUGGAUUAUGGAGGAUUCUCACGAGUCCAAGGAAACACACUCCGUCAAAUCAGGAGUGAUUUUAUGACACUGCCUUUCCAAGCUUGUGAAUGUUAUAUGGCCAAUAUUACACCCCUUCAAGAUGAGGAUUACUUCAGUGCUGAGGCCGCUGCCAUUUUAGAGGAAUUAACCCAGGGCAAGAUGUUACAGGCCCAAGUAGUAGGACGAAGUGAAGAGGGCAUUCCCUAUGUUCAUAUCUACCAGAUUAAUGGUGAAAAGGUUACUUUUGUGAACCGAGAAUUGGUCAACAGAGGAGUAACAAGGUGGAUUGAAGUUUUAUCCUGAAAUCCUGCGAUCGGUCUCACCACAGCUUGCCGAGAUCAAACCAGCUGAAGCUUCUCCUGUUGCAUUUCCCAGAAUUCCCCUGAACUCGUGAACACUUGGAACAGCUUUUUUUCAACGUUGUGUUUUUUGGGCUCUCUUUUUUCGUAGAUAUUUGGGAAACACAUUGAGAUAAGAAUUAUUUUAUGGCUUGGCAGAAUGGUGGAUUUCUCUUGAAGGUGAAGCGGAUAGGAUACGGAAUUGUUGUGUUGGUUGAUGAGUCAUUUGUGUGUGUUUUGAUUGUAGAAUAUACAGAAACAGCCAAUAUUACCUUGAGCGGAGUACAUAUCACAAAAUUAUUUGAGCUUGAUCAUGGCCUGGGUUUAUGGAUGACAAAUCUAAUUUAAAUUUUUGAGCAUUGUGCAGAAGCCUGCUCAAAGAUUUUAAUUGUUUUUAUUCAGUGCAGGUGCAAAUUAUUUUAUUUGUAUUCAAAAUAGGUGCAUGUAUUUUCUGCUAUUUCUUUUUAUGGAUUGAGAAUGGAUGAAAAUAAACGAAAUUUCAAACUGAUGGACUGGUAUUUCCCCUUCUAAGUUUUCGUUUUCUAAAGAAAAACCUGGCACUAUUUUGUUGCACUCGGCGAUUUUUUUCAGUUACAUUAAUUUGCUUAAAGGUUUGGAAACUUACUGAGAGGUUUCAAAUAUUUGAGGGAGAGUUAAACAAAUCAGCAUACAUGUAUGUUUGUGGUUGAAUUUUUUGUGAUGGAAUAUAUUGAUUGCAAAAUUUCACAAAGCAUACAGUGGCUACCCUCUGGUUAUGUACACUUAUAUUAUUCGCAGACAAAAAUGUGGUUGUGAUGCAACUUGCAGUGUAUACCUUACAUUUUUUCUGUAAUAACUUGAAUGUUUAUAUCAAAUGAAAUAUAGAUACAUGUAGAUAUAGUUCAUCAGAAAUAUUUUUUUAUAUAUUAGUAACUCUAGUUUAUCAAAAAUAUAUUUUUUUUUAUCUUCAGUAACUCAUGGUUAGUACUAGUGAUGUACCGAUUAUCGCCGACUUUCGAUUGUCAUUCGCCAAAACUGAAACAAUAUGCAUAAUCGUUUGUCAAUUUGAAAAUUGGAAACUACCAACAUCGAUUAUUUUUUUUUAAUAAUACGCAUAUUCCUGCCGCGACUAAACUAAAAUCAAAAUUGGCUGACAAAGCUGAAUCAUCUGAUCCAAUAAGAUUGAAUAUUGUUUUAACGUCCCUCUUGAGAAUCUUUCACUUGUAUGGAGACAUCGCCAUUGCCGGUGAAGAGCUGCAAAAUUUAGGCCUAUGCUCGGCGCUUUAUCUUUGAGUAGAGAGGAAUCUUUAUUGUGCCACACCUGCUGUGACACAGGGCCUUGGAUUUUGCCUCUUACAACAAUCAAUGAGUAAUGAGGCUCUAUUCUAACCUGGGAUCCCAUAAGAACAACAACAAAAGUCGAGAGAUCUAUCCCUAUCCUGGGAAAACAAACUCGAAAGUAUGGGAUUAUUAACUUCAAAUUUCUAAUGAUUUUAGACGUCUCCAUAUGAGUGAAAAAUUCUCAAGAGAAUGGUUGAAAAAUGGCUUUAAAUGAGCUGGAAAGAAUUAUGCUGAGCUGUACAAUCUCUAACUAAUGCCAACCAAUUUCUGUGAUUUAUAGUGCAAAGUAUACUUUACAAUGGACCUUGCAAAAUUUGAUGCCAAAGACAUUGUUUUCUUUUGAUUUCUAUUAUAAUAGUUGAUCUAUGUAACACUGGAAUGCAAUUUAUAUAUUGAAGAUUAUCUGAAUAGUUUGAAUCAAAACAUCUUGCAUGGAUAUAAACAUUUUCUGUUUUAUUCUACAGUAGAUUGGAACAGAAUUUUAUCAACCUUCUCUUAAACUCUGUCACAGUAACCUCUUAAUUUAUGUAACUGAUUGAAAUCAUGAAAGGCAACUCCAUCAAGUUUGAGUGAAAUUAAGGAAAUAAUUAGGUUUGUCAUCCUUAAACUUUAGGACUUAGUAUCUCUGAUCCUGUGAUCCUUUCUGUGGCAUAUAAAGGCUGGAUGUUGUAUACCAGGUUGCCCCUAUUCAUUGCAUAGUUUUUAAGGGGAAAAAAUCCAAGUUCUAAAUAUUUUUUCUUUAAUUACUGGAGUUGACAAUCUACAAGUAUUAUAAUGUGUGCACUUUAUGAUUUGCUUAAGCUUAUACUGUGCUGAAUCGAAAUUCGGAAAGGAUGCAUAGAACAGAUGUACUGGUAUAUUUUGUUCAAACUUUCAGGUAUGUUUUAUUGAAAACAAUCCAUUUAUAUUUAUGUACAUAUUAUAUUAUUUUUUUUCUUUCAAUUAUAUUUUAUAUGUGUAUUUUAUAUCUAACAAAAAAAAAGGUUGUGUUGCAUUAAAUGAAAAUGUAGCCCAAUUCAAUUAAGGUAGCUCCAUCCUCAUGUGACUUAUCAAUAUUAAUGGUUAAAAGUGGAAAAACUUUAUUAAUUUCCACUCAAUAUAGUUUAAUUUAAUUAAUGACCAAAGAAAAUGUAUAUGUUGCCACCUUUUUAAAGAUGUUAGACAUACUAAAACAGAAGUAUACAUCAACAUCAGAAAAUCACACAUUUUCGUUAAACAGAAUAAUAAGAGUAGAGAAAAACUUGUUGAAAUGACAAAAUUUAAAUAUUAAGUUUUUUAAAAAAAACCUGCUAAUUCAUAAAUAUGUAUAGAUUAAUUGUGGAUAUUAGGGAAACCAAUGUGUAAUAGACAUCCAGUAGAGGAAAUUCCAGCAUAGGAGUUAUUGCCCUUGACAAAAAAUUUUAAAUCAUAAAUAAUUGAUUAUCUAUAAAAAUAUGAACUUUUUCAGUAUCAAUAGUCUACCAGAAUUUUUAUUAUACCCAGUGAAUAAAAUUUCUCAGAAAGAUAUAUUUCUAUCAUGCACAAAGUUUAAUUUAUUAAGAUUUUUGCAAAAACCUAUGACAUCACACGAGGAUCGAUCAACCUUAAAAGUAACUUUUUGUCUGACAAGUAACUUUUUUUUAUGGAUUUGAUCUGUUCUUUUCUUAGUUUGAAAUGUACACCAAUAGAACAAGGAGUUUUGCCAUAAUAAGUUGGUUGUUUUGAACAAGGUUUUCAAAUUCUGAGUUUUUUGUUUUCAUUUUUACUUACUUUUUUUCCCUAUGAGUUAUAAUGAAAGAAUGCAGCUGCCAGUUUACAUUGUUUUGUUUCUUCAGUCCAUAUUAUGAAUGGUGCAAGCACAUAAUCAUUUAUGUAAACUGUAUAUUAUUUAUUGGAACACUGCCUUUUGGUCUCAUGAGAUAUCCAUUGUAUUGUGUAGUAUUGGUCUGUGUAAUAUGUAACAAGUUACAAAGGGAUUGUUCGGGGAUUGAUAAAAUUCAUUAUUACAGAUUGGUUCUCAUUCCAAGGACCAAACCCAUUUGAUGAAAAUUUCAGUUUGAUUACCCACAAACCUGUAUAUUAUCAAAACAAAAUUGUUGGUUUUUUUUUUUUCUUCUUCAAAGAAAUGAAAAAUUUUGCAUCGUGUUUAAAACUACUUUCGUGUUAGUAUCCUGAAAGUGACUGCUUUGUGCAGGAAAAAUAGAAAUCAAAAGCUGCUAAAUUAUGAAUGACUGUUCAUAAUUAUUUUUGUCACGGUAUUGGAUUGCUAUUCAGGGUUUUUGGACUUUAAAAAAAAUUAUAAGCAUUCUAUGCCAUAACAAAAAAGGCAACAAAUAUAAAGUUUGUUCCCUUUGAGCAAUCAAAUGUAUACUAUAUAAUAGUAGUAUGAGGUUAGCACAUUAACUAGUAGGACACAGAUUUAGAUUUUUGGGAUUAUUUAUGUUUGUAUGGUCAGCUGUCAGUUGUUGCACAACAAGAAGUUAUAAUUUUAGACUUGAGAAUCGUCUGACUGUGUGUGAUAGUACUUAAUUGUGUAAAUGAACAUGUGAAGCAUGACAUUUUGUGAAAAUCAAAUGUUGUUUGUUGGUUAAACCACUUAUAGAUGUGACAUAUAUAUUCAUAUUCCAGAUGGUGUGUCUGUCUGUUUGUCCUUUGUUGUCAACUGGCAUGAUAGUGCUAUUCUAUUUCUAGAUCAGGUUGAAUUUGUUUAUCCCACUUCCAUCGUUUAUUUUGUUUAUUGCCAUGCUACAAAAUUGUGACAUAAUAAAAACAUUUUCAUGUAA